AUGGUCGGAAGGCAAUCUAACAAAGAUUUCCAAAAAAUGAUUCUUCGAAUUAGAGGCCUAAUGUUGGACAAGGGUCAGGGUAUGAUGGUUCAAUCACAAAUGGAGAAAGCUGAUCCUGUUGAAAUAAGGCAAGAUAUCUUGAGCAACUUGGCUGUGAAGGAGCUGGAGUGCAUCAAUGAAAAGUGUGAAUUCAUGGAAGAGUUAGUCCUGCUAAUGCAUCAAUUAAGGCUGGAAGACAUUGAUGUAAGAAUUUUUUACACUAAUGAAGUUCGAUCAGAGAUGGAGGAUAUCAGUAAAUCUGAGGGAGACAAUAAUCAAAGCUACAUUGACCAACAAGUGAGCUAA
This is a messenger RNA of Ilex paraguariensis (yerba mate), 345 nucleotides long. The record is from the annotation of a GenBank genome assembly. NCBI's taxonomy places the organism in Eukaryota, Viridiplantae, Streptophyta, Magnoliopsida, Aquifoliales, Aquifoliaceae.